This is a messenger RNA of Lathyrus oleraceus (garden pea), 1515 nucleotides long. The record is from RefSeq and is a predicted model, not a curated record. Lineage: Eukaryota; Viridiplantae; Streptophyta; Magnoliopsida; Fabales; Fabaceae.
ACAUACUGCUAAUUAUCUUAUCCUCACAUUUCAUGAAUAACUCCUUCACUUUAUAAACUCAAUUUCAAAUCCAUUUUUAUAAUAACACCAACACUUUUUAUUACAUAAAAUUUUCAUAUAGUAAUGGCUCUUCAAACUGCUUCUAUGCUUCCUGCUUCUUUCUCCAUUCCCAAAGAGGGGAAGAUUGGUGCGUCUCUCAAGGACUCGACUCUUUUUGGUGUUUCAUCAUUGUCUGAUUCUUUGAAAGGUGAUUUCACCUCUUCUGCAUUGAGGUGUAAGAGGGAAUUGCGACAAAAAGUUGGUGCUGUGAGGGCGGAGACAGCGGCUCCGGCCACUCCAGCAGUUAACAAGUCAUCAUCUGAAGGGAAGAAGACGUUGAGGAAAGGAAAUGUUGUGAUCACUGGUGCUUCAUCUGGUUUAGGUCUAGCUACUGCUAAGGCUUUGGCUGAAUCAGGAAAAUGGCAUGUAAUUAUGGCUUGCAGGGACUACCUCAAAGCUGCAAGAGCUGCAAAAUCGGCUGGAUUGGCUAAGGAAAACUACACGAUUAUGCAUUUAGACCUUGCGUCUCUUGACAGUGUUCGUCAAUUUGUUGAUAACUUCAGAAGAUCUGAAAUGCCAUUGGAUGUGCUUAUUAACAAUGCUGCUGUUUACUUUCCAACUGCUAAGGAACCUAGUUUCACGGCGGAUGGCUUUGAAAUUAGUGUUGGGACAAACCAUCUUGGGCAUUUUCUUCUUUCGCGCCUUUUGCUUGAGGACCUUAAAAAAUCCGAUUACCCUUCAAAGCGCUUGAUCAUUGUCGGCUCAAUCACAGGUAACACAAACACAUUGGCUGGAAAUGUUCCGCCGAAGGCUAACCUCGGUGACUUGAGAGGACUUGCUGGUGGCUUGACUGGACUUAACAGUUCGGCCAUGAUAGACGGUGGAGAUUUUGAUGGUGCCAAGGCAUACAAGGACAGCAAAGUCUGUAAUAUGCUCACAAUGCAAGAGUUCCAUAGAAGAUAUCAUGAGGAAACUGGAAUCACAUUUGCUUCCCUUUACCCUGGUUGCAUUGCCACAACAGGCUUGUUUAGAGAGCACAUUCCCUUGUUCAGAACUCUAUUCCCUCCAUUCCAAAAGUACAUAACCAAAGGCUACGUCUCAGAAGAAGAAUCGGGAAAGAGACUUGCUCAGGUUGUAAGUGAUCCAAGCCUAACAAAAUCUGGUGUUUACUGGAGCUGGAAUAACGCUUCUGCUUCAUUUGAGAACCAGCUAUCACAAGAGGCCAGUGAUGCCGAGAAGGCUCGCAAGGUGUGGGAGGUUAGUGAGAAGCUUGUUGGUUUGGCCUAAAGUGAGAGCCCCCAACAUCUAUGCCGAGUUAGAGUCUGAGGCAUUGCCAUGGAAGGAAGAUGAUGCCCCAGAAGAGUGAAAUGAUGAUAUCAUGUUGAGUGCAUUAAUUGUUGUUGUGUUAGAUAGGAACUUUUUUUGUCUUUAUGUAGGAGUUGAUGAAUCAAUAAAAUCAUUCAACCAUUUGGCAAA